AUGCGCCUCGCCGGAACAUUCCUCACAGCUGCGGCUACCAUCACCGGCGCCGCUGCUGCCCCUGGCACAACCAUCCUCGGUCCACGCCAGCAGUCCUCCACCAUCACCGUCGACCUCACCCGCACUUUCCAGAAAAUGGAUGGCUUCGGCUUCAGUCUCGCCUUCCAGCGCGCCAAUCUCAUCACGAACAUGUCUGACAAGACCAAGCAAAAGGAGCUCCUCGACCUCCUGUUCAACCGCACCACCGGAGCAGGCUUCACCAUCCUCCGCAAUGGCAUUGGCUCCACACCCAACAGCAACUCCGACUUCAUGAACACCAUCGCCCCUCGCAAUCCGGGGGGCCCAAGAGCUACGCCCCAGUAUGUCUGGGACGGUAAAGACAGUGGCCAGCUCUGGGUAUCCCAACAAGCCGUCCAGCAAUACGGCGUGAAGCAGAUCUACGCCAACGCCUGGUCAGCCCCAGGCUACAUGAAAACAAACAACAACGACGCCAACGGCGGCACCCUCUGUGGGGUCCCGGGAGCAUCAUGCUCAUCCGGAGACUGGCGACAGGCCUACGCCGACUACCUGGUAGCUUACAUCAAGUUUUAUGCUCAGGAGGGCGUUCCCAUCACCCACCUCGGCUUCCUCAACGAGCCAGACUACACCGCCAGCUACGCGAGCAUGAGAUCAGACGGGAACCAAGCAGCCGACUUUAUCAAGAUCCUCUACCCAACCCUCGAAGCCGCCAACCUGACCAGCCAACUCGGCAUCGCCUGCUGCGAGACGAUGGGCUGGGGCAGCGCCGUCAACAUGAUCAACUCGAUUCGCUCUCAAGGGCAAGAAGGAAGGCUCAAGACUGUGACGAGUCACACUUAUACUGGUGGACCGUCAAGCCCGAUGAAUAGUCGGAACCCUGUUUGGUUUUCUGAGCAAUGUGAUUUGAAUGGGCAGUGGACGACGUCUUGGUACAGCAACGGCGGUGCAGGGGAGGGCUUGACCUGGGCGAAUAACGUGUAUUCUGCGGUCGUGAGCUACAACGCGUCGGGGUACCUCUACUGGGAGGGGGUUCAGUGGCCCAACCCCAACACCAACGAAAAGAUCAUCCGGGUGGACAACAGGACAAACACUUAUGAAGUCUCAAAAAGGCUCUGGGCGUUUGCCAACUGGAGCAGGUAUGUCCGGCCGGGGGCGGUCAGGGUUGGUACGUCGGGGGGUAGCGGGGUGAGGACGGCGGCGUUUCGGAACGAGGAUGGGACGAUUGCUGUCGUGGUGAUUUCUACCACGGGGAGUGCGGUGAAUGUGAGUAUUCGGGUUAGUGGGGGGGGGACGCCGAUUUAUGCGCAGGCUUUUGUGUCGGAUAAUACUAGGAAUGCGGCGAGCACGCCGGCGACGUUGGGGGCAGACGGGACGGUGAGUGGGCAGGUGGCUGCAAGGAGUAUAACUACGUUUUUUAUACUGCCUGGGGCGAGGAAGUCGUGA
Molecule: messenger RNA, 1461 nt
Organism: Podospora pseudocomata
Lineage: Eukaryota; Fungi; Ascomycota; Sordariomycetes; Sordariales; Podosporaceae
Exons: 2
Coding region: 1-1461 (486 amino acids)
Biological process (GO): sphingolipid metabolic process
Molecular function (GO): glucosylceramidase activity
Source: RefSeq, a predicted model, not a curated record